This is a messenger RNA of Lactuca saligna, 1910 nucleotides long. The record is from the annotation of a GenBank genome assembly. Lineage: Eukaryota; Viridiplantae; Streptophyta; Magnoliopsida; Asterales; Asteraceae.
GCACGAUUUGGACCUUGAGUUUCUCGCUAAGACAUUUGACUGUUGUCCACACUCGAACCAUAUCCAUAUUCCGCUAAAGGUCGUUCAUAGGAAUGUCCCCAUACAAAUCAUUACUUAGAUAUAAUAAGAUGAUACGUGGUAAAAGUUUGGUUUAGAAGAGGGAAUGUGGCAAUUUAUGAGCCUUACAAAUCAUUACUUAGAUAUAUAUAAAAAUGUCUUGCUUAGGUGUAUGAUCUAUCCAAAUUCCGGAUAUCCCCUGUCCCUGGAGAAACUCCAACAAUACUGAAUGAACGACUGCUCGACAACUGAUUUGUUAGAUACAUCAACAGUGCGUGUGUGUGUCACCGGAUUAUAUGAGGAUUGCAUCAGGCGGUGGCGCUGCAGGAGAAGCAUGGAAGGCACACAUGGCGAUGACGUUGGUACAGUUGUUCAAUGGAGGAUAUCAUGUCAUCACAAAAGUAGCUCUGAAUGGUGGAGUGAAUGAGAUUGUUUUCUGCGUGUAUCGUGACAUCCUUGCCAUCUCUAUCCUUGUUCCCAUCGCUUAUUUCCGCGAAAAGGGAACCAGACCAACUUUGACUAGGCAGUUUCUCAUGUAUUUCUUCUUUCUUGGGUUGACUGGGACAUUUGGGACCCAGAUUUUGUUUCUUUUUGGACUUGGCUACACAAAUCCAACCUAUGCUGCAGCCAUUCAACCUUCAAUUCCUGUCUUCACAUUUAUACUUGGUGCAUUGAUGGGUACAGAAACAGUAAAUGUGCUGGAAAGUGAAGGUCAGGCAAAAAUUGGAGGCACCUUAGUUUGUUUUUCUGGUGCCAUUUUUAUGGCUAUCUUCAAAGGACCAGCUUUACUAGGGCUUCGAAACAGUGUCCAUAAAAUAAUUCCAGGUGGACAUCCAGAAGUUUCUAGAUGGAUGUUUUCUUAUCUUGCAACCUUAGGAAUUGACAACUGGCAUAUUGGUGUUAUAUGCUUAAUAGGAAACUGUAUAUGCAUGGCUGCCUAUCUAGCUGUUCAGGCUCCAGUGUUGGCCAUGUAUCCAGCAAACCUAUCGGUUACAGCAUAUUCAUACUUUUUUGGUACAGUUUUUAUGGUGGUGACAGCUGUCUCCUUCAACAAUGAGUCAAUGAACUGGCAUUUGACUGGGUACGAGGUUUUGGCAGUAAUUUAUGCUGGAAUCAUCGCGUCUGCAUUGAACUAUGGACUUCUAACAUGGUCGAACAAGAUAAUGGGACCCGCUUUGGUGGCUCUUUAUAAUCCACUUCAACCUGCUGCUUCGGCUUUUUUGUCAAAAGUAUUCCUUGGUGACCCAAUCUAUUUGGGAAGCAUUUUGGGAGGAUUGUUGAUCAUAGUGGGGUUAUAUGUGGUGACGUGGGCGACUUAUCGGGAAAAACAAAAGCAACAGGCAGCCUUAGUAGGUCGUUCCUCAGAGCCACUCAUAGACCAGAUUUUUGGUGGGCCUUCCUCAUCUCUACUUAAGUCUACAGAUUAAGGACCACACACACACACACCAAAUGACAAAUGUUGUUUUUUUCUUCUGUUUUUACCUUUUGCCCUUCAAUUGUAUUUUUGGUUUUUGUGCAAAAUGUGUAGCAGAGUAGUGACAGAUAGAAAUAUAUUCUUCCUUUUUGGGCUUUUCCUGAUGGGGUCAUUCAUCGGUGUAAUGAGUCUUCCCACAGAAUAUGUCCCUAUCACUCAUAGCAGAAAGAAAAAACAAUGUGAUGUGGUGAUGAUAUAGUGUUGUUUUUAUGGAAAUAUUUCAAAUUAAUUGGGAUAUUUGGUGAAAAUUCUUCAUAUUCCUUCCUUCUUGGAAAAUGUUCGGGAGAAAAUACAUCGACUAUUUCACUUUUUUUUCAAUCUUGGAACAACCAAAUAUCAUACAAGACCAUCCGGUAUAACUUUUUAAGUAAAAAUAAAC